AUGGCUGUCAAAACAGGGUUUGCUUUCCUGGUUGCUGUUAUUUCAGUAUCAGGGGUUUUUUCAUCAUUCGAUUCACCCCCAGAAAAGUUUGUGGUUAAUCUCGAUCUUCCAGCAGAACAGAGAUGGACACACGUGGUAACGAAACAACCAUAUGCGGACUUGAUCCCGAAGAUUCGACAAGUGAUCGGUGGUAUGUUGCCAGACCCUUCAGUUGUUUUACCUUUGGUAGAAGAUAUUGCUGCAGAGUUGGAUAGCUAUAUCAAAAGUCCAUAUGCUGAGGAAAUGAGAGGAAUAGCUAAGAAUCUGAAUAUAUCAUUAGGUGACAUUGUCGGUGCAAAUCUUCUGUAUGAUGUUUCAGCGUUCUGUACCAGUAUUGUAAUGCAGGAUGACAAAAACAUGAUCUGGCAUGCCCGUAAUCUGGACUUCAGCUUUACAGAUCUCCUUAGAAACAUCACAGUCUUUAUUGACUUUCAGAAAAACAAUCAGACUGUCUACAGUGGAGUGACCUAUGCUGGAUACAUUGGUCUAAUGACUGGUCAGAGGCCUAAAGCAUUUACCAUUACAGCAGAUGAGAGAGAUAUUGGCAGUUGGUGGAUGAACUUCCUGAUUGGUAUAAUCCAAAGAGAUGCUGUACCUGUCAGCUUCCUGAUAAGAGAUACACUGGAACAGAGCACAAACUAUGAAAUAGCUGUAAAUAAGCUGGCCUAUACUACAACCAUGGCGUCUGUGUACUACAUUGUGGCAGGAGUUAAUCCAGGGGAGGGCACUGUCAUCACCAAAGGGCGUGAGGUUCCCAUUGAUAUUUGGACAAUUGACCCCACAAAAAACAAAUGGUUUGAAGUGGAGACAAAUUACGACCACUGGACUAACCCUCCUUCAGAUGAUGACCGUAGAGAUCCAGCGAUAAAAGCAAUGAAAACCCUUGGACAGAAAAACAUCAACAAGGCAAACCUGUUUAAUGUCAUGUCAGUGGUACCUGUGAGAAACAACCAUACAACAUACACAGUUGUGAUGUCUGCUGCCCAGCCCUCGAUCAUGCAGGCCUGGAUACGACAUGGAGAUGUCUACUGACCAGGGUCACCUCACUGUAGCUAACUCUGUUGACUACUCCAAAGUUUCAUGAACAUUCUUUUGCUUCAAGAAGUACCUUGUGUUUCUCAUCGGAAAAGAAUUUUCCUUAUUUUAAUCAAUGUGUUCCAGCGGAUUGAAUGUAGUUAAGGAACAUUCAUUGAACUGUGUUAAGAAGACAUUUACCUGUAAUCCUUACUGCCCCCAACUCUCUGUAACCAUAGUAACACAUGGUGACCUGAGUGAUUUUUCUAAUGGCUGCUACAGUCCCUCUUAUAAUGCAAUGUUUUGAGUUGUCUAUAACAACUAUUACUAUAAUACAUAUCCUGAUAUGAACUUCAUCUUGUUUUUCUUUGCAAUGCUAUUUUUUCUUGUCAAAAGUAAGGUUUGAAAAUGCACUCAUAAAUUGAAAAGCAGGUUCGUUAAAAAAUUUUGGAAAGCAAAGGAAGUUUAAUGAAGUGCUAUAUUGGUAACCAUUUCUUUUAUGUGUUCAGCAAUUGGCUUAAAGAGUAUCUGUAAAGUUGGUAUAAAUUUCAACAAAGACAAAAACUUGGUUCAUCUGGUUUUAGGUUAACAAACCUUAUGAUGACCUUGAUAACGAAAAUGAAUCCAAAUAUCAAUGUAUGAAGCUAAAUAUCAUAUUUCACAAAAUAUCUCUCUAUUUAACUAUGAAAAUAUGUGUAUUUUUGCAUCAGAAUGAAGAAAAACUGUUCCACAGAAUGUAUUAUUUACAUAUGUAUAAAACGAAUGUGAUUUAUAAUUUUUGAUUAGCCCUCAUACUGGUUGAUUGAUUAAAUCAACCCAAAGAGACAGAAAUAUCAAUCACAAAAAAUAGAAUUUUUGGAAAAUCAUGCAUGGGAAAGCUCAACUUGGGAAACUCUGACUUUCCCCCAAAAUAGUGGCAUUGUAAGCGAAUGUCUCCACAUUUUAUUUAAAGACUUUUCAUUUUUUUUAUUCUGUAGUACAAAAAUAUGACAAAAGCAUUAUGAAUCAUGGUCUCUCUGUUGUUAAAUACCAGUUAUGUAAUGGUAAUUGGGCUUAUGAAAAGGUAUGAUUAGGAAACCAAAUUGGUAUAUACAUCAUUCUAUAUUUUAAAAUGUAAACUUCAUUGUAUUUAAAUCAAAAUUCUAGUCUCUUAAUUCAUUAUCCAAGUAUAAUAUGUUGUAUUUUUAUGUAUGUCAGUGUUAUCACUUGUGUCUUUCACCCCUAACAAAUACUCUCUGCUAUAGUGCUUAUGUUUAGUGCUUAAGGUUGGUGACAACGAUUAUUAAGGAGCAAACCAUGACAGAUAGACUGAUAAGUUCCUGGCUGUUUUGCCAACUUUCAGGAAAACUGAUUAAGCAUUUCUAUAUUGCAAUAUAAAGGUUAAAUUCACAUGUAAGACAUAUCUAGAUAGUGUCGAUUUUACAUGCUAAAUACAGUUGUUGUUUUUUCAUGCAUGAACUGUGUUUUAAAAAUAAAAUACAGCAGGUAUACAUGAGGAACUAAGUCCUCAGUGUUUUCAUGUACAAAUAUUUGUCAUAUUUACAGUACACAAACAAUGUGAAAUGUAAUACAAUGUUCAUAUCUUGUGGUUGGGACAAGUCCCUGUAUUUUCAUGAAAAUUUAACCUUUAUGAAUUGUAUGACAAGGAAACAUGCACUUGUUACCUGUAUGAAAAUGUCUUACAGGUGAACCUUUCAGCUUUAUCCACACGAAAUAUGUAAAUGUGACCUUUCACCUCUAUAUAAUUUCAAUCCAUAUUGGUAUUAUUUCUGUUAUUUUAAGAUAAUUUUUGGUUAUGAUGUUUAAUUAAGUAUAUUUUUAUAAUAUAAUAAAAACGAUACCACAUG
Molecule: messenger RNA, 2900 nt
Organism: Ylistrum balloti
Lineage: Eukaryota; Metazoa; Mollusca; Bivalvia; Pectinida; Pectinidae
Product: N-acylethanolamine-hydrolyzing acid amidase-like
Exons: 10
Coding region: 1-1071 (356 amino acids)
Biological process (GO): fatty acid metabolic process
Cellular component (GO): lysosome
Molecular function (GO): fatty acid amide hydrolase activity
Source: RefSeq, a predicted model, not a curated record